GGUCUCGACAAAUCAAGGAAAGGCACUCUAGGCAAGCGUUGCUCCAGAUUGUCAGACAACUUCUUCCUCUUCUUUUGGCUGCUACCAAGACCAAAGCAGUUGAGCGAAUUUCAGGUUCAGAGCUACUCUUCUAGGAAUCAGAUAGAUUGGUCUCUGUGGAAAUCCUCAGUGCUAAAGCAUCCAGCAAGACUGAUGCUAGCUAGCUCUUGUCACCAUGGAGGUAUUACUUCGCACCAAGUGUCUUCAGCGCCUAGCAGUUCCUGGUUCGGUGAGAGCAUUGCAUAAAGAAUCUAGCACAGCAACCCCUCAGAAUUUCUCCAGCUAUGAAUCCAUGAAACAGAACUUCAAACUGGAUAUUCCAGAGUAUUUCAACUUUGCUAAAGAUGUCCUAGACCACUGGACCAAUAUGGAAAAGACUGGAAAGAAACCUUCGAAUCCAGCUUUCUGGUGGAUAAAUGGAAAUGGUGAAGAGGUAAGAUGGAGUUUUGAAGAACUGGGAUUCUUGUCCAGGAAAUUAGCCAAUGUACUUACAGAAGCCUGUGCCCUGCGAAGGGGAGAUGGAGUAAUUUUGAUUUUGCCCAGGAUCCCAGAGUGGUGGCUUGCAAAUGUGGCUUGUCUGCGAACAGGGACAGUUUUAAUUCCAGGGACCACUCAACUGACCCAGAAGGACAUCCUCUACAGACUACAGUCUUCAAAAGCAAAGUGCAUUAUUACCACUGAGGCUUUAGCCCCAGCUGUAGAUGCUAUUGCAUCUAAAUGUGAAAAUCUGCACGCCAAGCUAAUUGUGUCUCAGAAGUCCAGAGAGGGGUGGGGGAAUCUCAAGGAGAUGAUGAAACAUGCCAGCGACAACCACACCUGCGUGAAGACAAAGCACAAUGAGUUGAUGACCAUUUACUUUACCAGUGGAACAACCGGAUCUCCUAAAAUGACAGCACACACUCACUGCAGUUUUGGUUUAGGAUUAUCUAUAAAUGGAAGGUUCUGGCUGGAUUUGACCCCCUCAGAUGUGAUGUGGAAUACCUCAGACACAGGCUGGGCAAAGUCUGCAUGGAGUAGUGUUUUUUCUCCAUGGAUCCAGGGAGCAUGUGUAUUUGCACACUAUUUGCCCCGUUUUGAACCAACUUCCAUCUUGCAAACACUCUCCAAGUUUCCCAUCACCGUCUUCUGUUCAGCACCAACUGCAUACCGGAUGCUUGUACAGCAUGAUAUGACCAGCUAUAAGUUCAAGAGUUUAAAGCACUGCCUGAGUGCUGGGGAACCGAUGAACCCUGAAGUAGCUGAACAAUGGAGGAAAGGGACAGGCCUGGAUAUCUAUGAAGGAUACGGACAGACUGAAACGGUGCUAAUCUGUGGAAAUUUUAAGGGAAUGAAAAUUAAACCUGGCUCAAUGGGAAAGCCUUCUCCUGCUUUCAAUGUUAAGAUUUUAGAUAUAAAUGGCAAUGUUCUACCUCCUGGACAAGAAGGGGAUAUUGGCAUUCAAGUUCUACCUGAGCGACCAUUUGGCCUUUUUAGUCAUUAUGUAGAUAAUCCUUCAAAAACAGCUUCAACUCUGCGAGGCAAUUUCUAUAUCACCGGGGAUAAGGGGUAUAUGGAUGAAGAUGGGUACUUCUGGUUUGUUGCAAGAUCAGAUGAUAUCAUAUUAUCCUCUGGUUAUCGAAUUGGGCCAUUUGAGGUAGAAAGUGCCCUGAUUGAGCACCCUUCGGUUGCAGAGUCAGCUGUUGUCAGCAGCCCAGACCCCAUCAGAGGAGAGGUGGUAAAGGCUUUUAUUGUUCUGAACCCUGAUUACAAGUCACUUGAUCCAGAACAACUAAAAAAGGAGAUUCAGGAACAUGUACAAAGAACUACAGCACCUUACAAAUAUCCCAGAAAGAUAGAAUUUAUCCAAGAGCUGCCAAAGACGGUCAGUGGGAAGAUUAAAAGAAAUGAACUGAGGAAGAAAGAAUGGAAAACAAUUUAAGUUCAUUCCACUCAUGAUCAUGGCAUCUAUCAAACAAACAUGGCCUCUUUAGAACAUAGUAUCUAUAAAUCUGUAGAAACCACAAGAUUAUAGGGAGGCAAUUAAAAUGUGGUAUUAUGCUUAUAAACUGUUAAUUCAAAAUAUCUUGUGGUUAUUACAAUUAAGGCUGAGUUUUGGAAUAAAAUUAUUUGGUGAAUUCCUCUG
Molecule: messenger RNA, 2161 nt
Organism: Tupaia belangeri chinensis (Chinese tree shrew)
Lineage: Eukaryota; Metazoa; Chordata; Mammalia; Scandentia; Tupaiidae
Gene: ACSM3
Product: acyl-CoA synthetase medium chain family member 3
Exons: 14
Coding region: 215-1957 (580 amino acids)
Biological process (GO): acyl-CoA metabolic process; fatty acid biosynthetic process
Cellular component (GO): mitochondrial matrix
Molecular function (GO): fatty-acyl-CoA synthase activity; fatty acid ligase activity
Source: RefSeq, a predicted model, not a curated record